This is a messenger RNA of Stegastes partitus (bicolor damselfish), 3705 nucleotides long. RefSeq names its product macrophage stimulating 1 (gene mst1). Lineage: Eukaryota; Metazoa; Chordata; Actinopteri; Pomacentridae. The transcript is spliced from 18 exons. The record is from RefSeq and is a predicted model, not a curated record. Gene Ontology annotation, molecular function: serine-type endopeptidase activity; receptor tyrosine kinase binding. Gene Ontology annotation, biological process: regulation of receptor signaling pathway via JAK-STAT; proteolysis. Bases 209 to 2338 code for a protein of 709 amino acids.
UGUUUGAGUAAGGGCUCAGUGUUCCUGCUGGGUUUCUGCUCUCUGCCUGGAUCUCUACCACCACCGUGCUGGACUUGGUUUUUUUGUUGUUUUUCUGUUUGUUGCUUGAUGUUUAGCAGCCAGCAGUCACAGGAGCAGCACCACAGAGCACAGAUCUCCCUCUGACCUCCAUCAAGUCACAUAAAAGACUCUCAUCUUCCUCCAAACAAUGAAGCUGCUCCUGCUCUGUUUUCUCCUGACGCUCGGAGCGGCCGCCGGGUACCGCAGCGCCCUGAAUGACUUCCAGCGCUCCGAGGGCCGAGAGCUCGUCCCCACCUCCUGGAACUCGGCUCGAGUGCAGACGUUACCGGGUCUGAACCUGGAGGACUGCGCCUCUCGCUGCUCACAGUCGCUGGACUGCAGAGCUUUCAACUACGAGACUCGUCCGACGGUCACCUGCAAACACCUGCCGUGGGUGGGCGAUGGCAGCAACGCAGAGGUCAAGAGGAACGUCAACUGUGACCUUUAUGAGAAGAAGGUCUACGUGAGGAAGUGCAUCGUGGGUAAAGGGGAGGACUACCGAGGGAAGGUCUUCAGCACAAAGAGUGGACUCACCUGCCAGCAGUGGUGGUCCAAGUUUCCUCACGAUCACAGGUGGACUCCAACAUCCACUAACGGUCUGGAGCUCAACUACUGCAGGAACCCAGAUGGGGAUCGGAUCGGCCCGUGGUGCUACACCACCGACGCCGAGCGGCGCUACGAGAGCUGCAACAUUCCUCAGUGCAAAGACGAGGUGUGCAUCACCUGUAACGGGGAGGACUACAGGGGCCAGGUGGACCACACGGUGAGCGGCAGAGAGUGUCAGCGAUGGGACCAGCAGUAUCCUCACCAGCACAUCUACCAACCAGAAAAGUAUCCUGAUAAGAGUUUAGACGACAACUACUGCCGUAACCCCGACGCCUCUCCGGUGCCCUGGUGUUACACCACCGACCCCGAGGUGGAGCGAGAAAACUGUGAGAUCAGCAAAUGCACUGAAGUCCGUGUGGAGAAGCGGCAGCGCUCCAGCUUCACCACCAACUGUUUCCGCGGCCGUGGGGAGGAUUACCGCGGCAAAGUCAACGAGACCACGUCGGGCAUCCCCUGCCAGCGCUGGGACGCCCAGCAGCCUCAUGAGCAUCCCUUCUACCCGAACACAUACGAGUGCAAGGGCUUGGAGGAGAACUACUGCCGUAACCCGGACGGAUCGGAGGCUCCCUGGUGCUUCACGUCGGUGCCGGAGAUGAGGACGGCUCUCUGCCUGCAGAUCAAACGCUGUGCAGACGACAUAGAGGCAGAAGAUUGCUACCAGGAAAAUGGAAAAAACUACAGAGGCAUUGUCCGCAAAACCCGUAAGGGCAUCACCUGCCAGAAAUGGAACGUCAACACACCUCACCGGACCAAGAUAAACCCAAGGACUCAUCCUGAGGCCAAUCUGACGGAGAACUACUGUCGCAACCCGGACGGGGACCAGCACGGACCCUGGUGCUACACCACAGACCCCAAGACCGAGUUCGACUACUGCGCCAUCAAACAGUGUGCUGGAGAGAAGGUGUCCAUCACCGAGCCAGUAGAGAAGGUGGAGUUCAGCGAGUGCGGGAAGAGAGAGGACCGGUUCCCCAGGACGAGGCUGCGCAUCGUGAACGGGGUUCCUGGGAACUCGCCGUGGACGGUGAGCCUCAGAGACAGAAAAGGAAACCACUUCUGUGGAGGAUCUCUGGUGAACCCCAGAUGGGUGAUCAGCACCAAGCAGUGCUUCUCCUCCUGCUACGUUGACCUGCCCGGGUACUCCGCCAUGAUGGGAACCCUGUUCCGGGACCCGCAAGACGGAGAACCUGGCGUCCAAACCAUCCCUCUCACCAAGAUCGUGUGCGGCCCGUCCGAGUCUCAGCUCGUCAUGCUGCAGCUGGAAUACCCGGCCCAGUUUAAUGAGCGUGUCUCCCAGAUCUGCCUCCCUCCUGAGCGCUACAUUGUGGCCGAGGGGACGAUGUGUGAGAUCGCAGGAUGGGGCGAGACCAGAGGAACUGGGGACGAGACGGUCCUCAACGUGGCCCAGAUACCGGUUCUGAGCAACAAGGAAUGCAACAAGUACUUCAGAGGCCGCGUUCGCGAGAACGAGAUGUGCACAAACUCCUUCCAGGGCGGAGUAGGCGCCUGUGAGAGAGACUACGGCGGCCCUCUGGCGUGUCAGAACAGGGACUGCUGGGUACUGGAGGGAGUGAUCAUCCCCAUGAGGCGCUGUGGACACCCGGGGCAGCCCAACAUCUUCAUCCGCGUGUCCGUCUACGUGGACUGGAUCAAGAAGGUCAUGGAGAUGGCGUAGAGACGCCGCCGAUCCAAUCCACCGUCAGCCAUGUUGUUUUUUGUCUCUUUGCUAUUAAAAAAACUAUUAAUAAUACACAUUUAUGAAUUUAGUCACGUUACUUUAGCAUAAAACGGUUAAAUCAGAGCCUCAUUAAUGCAGAAAAUGUGUUGUUUUAUCUGCUUUAGAUUCAUUUUAAUGUGCUCUUACAUGCAGGGAAUCGUUCUAACUGAAUCAGAAAUCAGAGAAAACAAGCAGAAAACACAACGAGUACCAUUUAAAAACCAAGAAACCUCGCAGAAAAGAAUUAUCACAGCAACACAAACUGCUUUUAAGCUUUUCCAGAAGCUUUUGCGUUAUUAUUUGUCAACAUUUAUUAUUUUUAUUCUCGACUUCAGCCCCAAUAAACCCUCUGCUCAGUUCUAAACCCUCGUCUUAAAUGUUUAUUCAAGUUUAUCGUUAAUUCACCAACAACUAAAAAAAGAUAAGAAAAGGGAUCAAAUGAGCUGCAGUCCCUCCGGUUCACAGAGCUGGAGCUAAUUAACUUCCAAUAACAGACGAGGUGUGAGGAGGAGGAGGAGGAGGAGGAGGAGGGCUUCGCUGCAAGUUCCUGACAUCCCCUGGAAAUGCAGAACUGUACGCCUCCCCUCGCUCUCCCUGGCACUGAAUGGAGCUCCGAAAUACCUUCUUUGCCCCCAGCCUCUAAAGAAAUCCCUCCUCUGCCUGUCUUUUGAUGCCUGCCCCCACCUCUAAAGACAUGCCUUUGUGCCUUAUGCAGAACUGUAUGCGCUGCACAUUCUUUCUAGUUCUAUAGGAGGAUUUCUGUAACCCGGUCCUGAUGAGCCCACGGAAUUCAGCUUAAAUAAACCUCAAGAUCAGAGUCCAACCGAAUCUCAGACGCGCCGCAGAAGGCCGCUGAACUCGCUGGUGCACACGACUCCUCUCUCCUCCACGUCUCCACCCCCCGUUCUGUCUGCUUCCUCCUCUCUCGCUGGUUUUUGCUGUGAUUUUUUUGUUUUGUUUUAAACUAAUAAAAGUGAGGAGGUUUGCAGAACGCGCUCACCUCUAAACCGUUCAUCCUCCUGCUGCACAAAACUGUUUGGAAACUGCAGGUUGACGGUUAUGAUUUCAGUCAUUCUGUUCACUUUCAUUUAGUAAUAUUUAUAGUGGAUGACUAAUCAAAUUCGUAUAUGUGACGACCGGUUCUCAGCAAGUGAAAGCUUCUGGGAAACCUGACUAAAGAGUUUUAAUAAAUGCAAAUGUUUUUCUGUGUUAUUCGUCCACCUGAUAACCAGAGAACUGAACCUUCAGCGUCUCUUUGUGGUUUUUCUUUUUAAACUGAAUGCACUCGUCAGUUUGGGAAUUUCUGAAUUAAAUCAUUAAACCGA